GCGGUCCAGAGAACGACCAUUAAAAAACCUCAUCCAAAACCUGAUUAAAGCGGGAGACCUCUCUCUCGAUCUCUCUUCAACCAUGGCUUCCGCUUCGGUUUCAUCACUAUCCUCCAUUUUCUCUUCUUCAAAACCUAUUUCUUCUAACAAACCUACACUCCUAGACUCUCCAUCAUUCCAUCAAUCUCCUGCCAGAAGACAAUUCCUCAAAGGAUUGUCUCUGUUAGUACCAUUCACCACCAUAAUCCCGUUACAUUCACCUUCACCUUCUCAGGCCAAAACCAAAGAGAUAGAGGUUGGCACCUAUCUACCCCAGUCGACUUCUGAUCCUAAUUUCGUUCUCUUUCAAGCCUCUUCUAAAGACACUCCAGCUCUUCGUGCAGGAAAUGUGCAGCCAUACCAGUUUGUCCUUCCACCAACUUGGAAACAAUUGCGAAUUGCUAACAUACUUUCUGGAAACUACUGUCAACCCAAAUGCGCAGAGCCGUGGAUAGAGGUGAAAUUUGAAAAUGAAAAACAGGGUAAAGUUCAAGUAGUGGCUUCACCUUUGGUGCGUUUGACCAACAAACCAAAUGCAACAAUUGAAGAUAUUGGGAGCCCUGAAAGAGUUAUUGCCUCUCUUGGCCAGUUUGUUACUGGAAAUAGUUAUGACUCAGAUGAACUGCUUGAAACUUCUAUUGAGAAGAUCGGAGAUCAAACGUACUAUAGGUAUGUGUUGGAGACUCCAUUUGCAUUGACUGGUUCACACAACAUUGCAAAGGCUACAGCAAAGGGAAACACUGUGAUCUUAUUUGUGGCUAGUGCUAGUGAUAAACAGUGGCCGACUUCUCAAAAGACUUUGAAAGCUAUAGUAGAUUCCUUCCAUGUCUAAUCCUUUUUCUACAUGUAAUUAUAUCCUAAUAUCAAUCUAGUCUUCCUCGAUUCUUUUGUUUACAUGGUAUAACCAUACACUUUUUUGUAUAAAAAACAUUUUGUGUGCUUAAAUAAUAGAGCCAAAUAAUGGCAGCAAGUUGUGUUGCCUGAAUUCGUUUUGUGAA
Lactuca virosa is the source of this 1037-nucleotide messenger RNA. The record is from the annotation of a GenBank genome assembly. NCBI's taxonomy places the organism in Eukaryota, Viridiplantae, Streptophyta, Magnoliopsida, Asterales, Asteraceae.